This is a messenger RNA of Pocillopora verrucosa, 1098 nucleotides long. Its product is annotated as dynein light chain Tctex-type protein 2B. Gene Ontology annotation, cellular component: cytoplasmic dynein complex; cytoplasm. The record is from RefSeq and is a predicted model, not a curated record. Lineage: Eukaryota; Metazoa; Cnidaria; Anthozoa; Scleractinia; Pocilloporidae. Gene Ontology annotation, molecular function: dynein intermediate chain binding. Gene Ontology annotation, biological process: microtubule-based movement.
GAAAAAGCCUAUGCAAGCAAAACUUAGCUUUCAGUUCGCUUUUGUUAUCAUUGAUUUUUCUAUCAUUUUUACGUCCGGCGAGUAAGAAAGAUUGCGAAAGAAAUUUUGGCAUCGACUGCCUUACGUUAGUAACGAAUUAACAUGACUGCACUGGAAGCUUCAAACAUGGCGGACGCGCUCCAGGGUCAACCGAGCAAAACAAAAUCUAGAAAAGCUAGCCUUGGACUUACUUCGACCCGAAGCUUUUUCGUCAAGAAACCACCCCAAGCUCCCUUAAAUCAGCAGUCAGGAUAUGACAGUCUUAGACUGAGAAGUGGCAGUACAAUUCGGGACGAAGAGUUUUCAGAAGAAGCAGAGCUCAAACAAAACAGCCAAGGGGAAAUUGUUAAUUUGGAGAACACAUAUCGUGUGGGACCCGACCCGGCGAAGAAAUUCUCUCCCGUUGCUGCUAAGAGAAUUGCAGAAGAAGUGUUGGCCAAUAGACUCGCAAAUGUGAGCUACGAUCCGAAUUUGUGUCGAGAUUUAACACUGCAAAUCUCGGAAGAAGUAAAAUCUCAAGUCAAACUGCUCGGCUUCGAUCGAUACAAGAUCGUGUGUGUGACGCACAUCGGUCCGAAGAUGGGCCAAUCGAUUCGGAUCGGAAGUUUGUGCUGUUGGGACGAGAAAGCCGACAACUUUGCAGAAUGUAGCUUUAUUAACAACUCUCUGUUUGCUGUGGUCUUAGUAUUUGGCGUAUAUCAAGAAUAAAUACAACAAUCACAAUAUGUGACAAUACUUGAGGUGAUUUGAUAUAGCGUGAAGAAUUACUAUCGGUGUUAAGAUAAAAGUUUGCUACCACAAGAAGCCAAUUCUAUUCUUAUUCUGGAAAUUCAUGACAUCCUCUCUCUAUAUAUGAAGAGUAUGCCAAUAAUCUUGGACAAAAAUAAAGGUGACAUAAAAAAGCCUCUUUCUAAAAUCAUAAACGAAGCCUUAUAAAAGCCGCUGACGCGAUAGAAUCCCAUCAUUGAAAUGGAAGAAUGGCGGGUUAAGAGUCUUAAAUUCGAUAUAUUUUGUCCCAGACUAUAUUUGUCGAAUUUUGUGCUUUUGCAUGUAGUUGUU